AUGCAACGCGCUGUGUCCCUUGGACAUCGUGUCACGCGAAUUGGCAGCACCUGCGACGCCGGCGCAGGCCUUCGGCGGCGGAAGCCACUGCCGCCCUUCCUCUACAGGGAGGCCAUUGGCCCAUUCCUGCGCUUUGAGAGCCUCCUACCGAACAUGCUUUAUGCUUUUGGUGGGCGGAAUCAAGAGGAGGGACCCCUUGACACGGUGGAGAUGUUCAAUACCUUCCAUGGCCAGUGGGUGCCGGCGCCGGCCAUGCCCAAGCGCCGUGCCGGCAGCGCUGCGGCGCUGCUGGCCGACGGCCGCAUGAUGAUCAUCGGCGGGUACACGGAGCAGGGCAUCGCGCAGGGCCUUUUGUCCAGUUGCGACCUCUACGAUCCUCAGACUGGCUCUUGGAUUGAGGACGGUGCUGCUCCUUUGACACGUGCGCGAUGGGGACAUGGCUGUGCCUCAUUGCAGGGUAAGGUCUAUGUGGUGGGUGGCUGUUCCUUGCAGCUGGAAGCACAGGCCGCUGAGGCCUUCAUGGUGACCUUGCGGCACUGUGAGAUCUACGAUCCAGACCAGAACAGGUGGACGCCGACGGGGCCUCUACAGAUUGCUCGAUCGGGCACCCGCGUGGUCGCUCUAGAUUCCAGCCACCUGGCCGCCAUCGGCGGCUGCGAUGACGUCUUCGGCCGCGCCGAGACGCAGCCCACCGUGGAGCUGUAUGACGCGCAGACGGAGGUGUGGUCAGUUCUCUCCCACCGCUUGAUCCACCCCAGGACGCACCCGCAUCAACGCGCGGCGCGGGUGUCCCUCGGAACACGCCACGAUGUUUCCUCGAGGUCUAUAGGGUCCAACUGCCCGAUGGAGGCCUGUCCCCGGCAGAAGAUGACAAGGUCGUCGAUGACUUGA
Durusdinium trenchii is the source of this 891-nucleotide messenger RNA. Lineage: Eukaryota; Dinophyceae; Suessiales; Symbiodiniaceae. The record is from the annotation of a GenBank genome assembly.